Molecule: messenger RNA, 4383 nt
Organism: Penicillium atrosanguineum
Lineage: Eukaryota; Fungi; Ascomycota; Eurotiomycetes; Eurotiales; Aspergillaceae
Gene: pan1
Product: actin cytoskeleton-regulatory complex protein PAN1
Exons: 5
Coding region: 1-4383 (1460 amino acids)
Biological process (GO): endosomal transport; endocytosis
Cellular component (GO): plasma membrane; cytoplasm
Molecular function (GO): protein binding
Source: RefSeq, a predicted model, not a curated record
AUGUUCUCCUCGUCGAAUUCCUUCCUCGGCGGUGGUGGUGGUGGCCGCCCAGGCCAGGCACCAUUCAUGCAGCAACAGCAGCAACAGCCAACAUACUCGCAAUCCCCCCAGGGCCAACAGCAGCCGCCAAUGCAGCAGCCUCAGCCAACAGGAUUUGCGCCGCAGCCAACUGGCUUUGCCGGUCAGCCGUCGCCGUUCGGUAACUCGCAGCUUCAACCUCAGCCCACCGGAUUCCCCGCGGGACAGCUCCAGCCGCAGUUCACUGGCUUCCCUGGACAGCAACCACAACAAGCGCAGCAGCAAUUUCAGCAGCAGCAAAAUUUGCAACCUCAAUAUACCGGAUUUCCCCCUCAGAAUCAGCCUCAGAGCCAGUCGCAGCCGCCACUCCCUCAACUUCAGCUCCCCCAGGCUACGGGACUCCCUUCCCGAUUGAAGACUUCGUCCGACGUCGCAAACUCCUUUCAAGAUAAUGGUGUCUCCGGAACCCCCCGCAAGUGCCACCGAAGACUGGACCAGGCCAAGUUUGAGCAGCUAUUCAGGUCUGCUGUUGGGAAUGAAAAGACAUUGGACGGCGAGAAAGCGAGGGAUCUUCUCCUUCGCUCCAAGCUCGCAGGCUCCGACCUUUCUAAGAUCUGGGUUCUAUCAGAUACCACCAAGUCGGGACAGUUGUUCUUCCCAGAGUUCGCACUGGCUAUGUACCUGUGUAACAUACGUCUAACUGGUCGUGAAAUGCCUGCCUCUUUGCCCGAGACAAUCAAGAAUGAGGUUUCUAGCAUGGUUGACAUUAUCUCCUUCGAUGUCCCUGACUCGGCACCAGCGCCGGCGCCGCGAACCAAUGCGCCCAACUUCGACGCGCCUCUUCUGGAAAACAAGUCUACGCCGCCCAUUGUCCAGCAGCCCCAGCCUCAGCAAGCGAGCAAUACUCAGCUACUUAACCAGUUGACUGCGCAGCCCACCGGGUUUUUCCCUCAGCCUACUGGCAUGCAGCCUCAACAGACCGGCUUCCCAGGACAAAAUCAGGCGCAGUUCCUUCAAUCGCAACAGACAGGGUUCAUGGCUAACCCGCAAGCUACGGGAUACACCGGCCCCCGGCCCCCAAUGCCUCCAAUGCCUACUGGCUUUGCCUCAAACCUCAGCCCUGCACAGACUGGUGGCCUGGCUGUGCAACCUACGGGGCUCACGGCACAGCCUACUGGUAUUCCUGGCCAGUGGGGUUUCAUCAACACCCCGGCACAAGGCUUGCCUAAUAUCGAGGCUAUGAAGCAGCAGCUCAUGCCUCAACCUGGUCGUGAGGGUGGUUUCAACAUGGCCAAUCUCUCCGGCAAUGCCAAAGUUGCCUGGGCCAUCACCAAGGAAGAAAAGAAAAUCUACGACGACCUGUUCCGCGCCUGGGAUGGAUUCCAUAAGGGAUUUAUUGGCGGCGAAACUGCCAUUGAGAUCAUGGGUCAAAGUGGAUUGAACCGGAAAGAUUUGGAGCGAAUCUGGACUUUGGCCGACCCUCACAACCGCGGCCGUCUCAACAUGGAUGAGUUCGCUGUUGGCAUGCAUUUGAUCUAUCGAGCUUUGAACGGUUAUCCGGUGCCUAGCCGCCUCCCUCCGGAGCUUAUUCCCCCGUCUACAAGGCACUUAAAUGAUUCUAUCGGAACUGUCAAAUCACUUUUGUCACAGGACGCCGAGUCGCGGAAGACAUCUGGAGCUUUCUUGCAGCCCCAGAAGACCGGUGUUAGCUAUCUCAAAGACCACUCGUUCCGUGGUGGUAGUGGACAACCCGGAGCCGGCCGUAAGGAUGCGACAAUGUUCAAGAACAAUGAUGCCGCGGGCGGCUACCGUUCGAGUGCCCGCCGUCGUGUUGGUAACGACGCCCGUACUCCAUCACCUGGUGCCUCCCAGACCUCCGAGGGAGACGAGCUGUCAGUGGACCAGCUGCGAAAAAAGAUCCGUGAGGCUAAGGUCAUGCUGGAUGCCGUUGACUUCCAGGAUGAGAACCGGGCUGAGGAUGACGAGUCUCUUGAUCGCCAGGACCGCCGUGAGGCAGAGAGCCUCAUGGACCGUAUCCGUCGCGUACAAGAUGACAUUGACACCCACCCCAAUGCCUCGUUCCGUCAAUUGGAUAGCGGGGCGGAGCGUAGGGCCCUUCGUCGUCAGCUCCAGUCUUAUGAGGACCAGGUCCCACAGGUCGCAUCUGACGUUCGACGCGUUGAGCGUGAAAUUUCCGAUGCAAAGCUUGAGCUGUUCCGUCUUAGGGAUGCCAAAGCCCAUCCCGGCAGCGCUCAGACCAUCGUGGGUACUGGUCCUGGCGGGGCAGUGACCGAAGCCGAUCGCAUCAAAGCUCGCGCUCGUGCCCGUAUGCAGGCCCGCGCUGCCGAGCUGGCUGGCCGCCCAGCCCCUGCCACUGAAGAUGAUGAUGGACAGGCUGCUCGCCGACUGGAAGCCGAGAGUGCGAAUGCCAAGGCUGAGUGGGAGCGCAACGACACUAUGACUCGUGAUGUCGAGGAAAGCGUUCGGGACUUCACCCGCAGUCUGGAGGACAGUCUCCGCGAGGAAGGACAAAACUCUACCCGAGAUCAUGAGAAGCGACGUUGGGAGGAUGCCCUGGGCGUUGAAGACAUUACCCGUGACUUCAUCUACGACCUCAGCCGCAACAGCCGGACUGCCAAUGUCCGCAAAGAAGAGCGCGAUAGAUCUCUCCAUGAGCGGCCCCGUUAUGAAUCCCCAGCUUCCGAUUCACCUGCUGCACGGCCUUCCGUGCCAGCUUCGACCGGCUCUUCGGGCUCUGCUCCCGGUAACACGCACGAGGAUCGUGUGGCGGCUGCCAGGGAGCGUGCGCAGAAGCGCAUUGCUGAGCGUAUGGCCGCUGCCGGCCUGAAACCUGCCGACUCGGCCGAAACUUUGACCCAGCGCCAGGAGAGAGAGAAGAGAGAACGCGAAGAGCGCGUGAGGCGUGCCGAAGAAGAGGAUGCUAAGCGAGACGCCGAGAGACAGCGCCGUCUAGCUGAGGAGAAGGGUGGUCCUAGUGCCGCGGCUCCCAAGGCUGCUGGCAAGAAACCACCCCCAGCACCUCCUACUCGCAGAGCCCGAACUGAUAGUGCGGGCCAGGCUGAUGCGAAGAAGGCUGAAGAGGCCAAGGCAGAGCAGGCUGUUCGCGAGGAGGCCAUCAAGGAGGAGCAGGAGGCACAGGAGGCGGAGACCAAGCGUCUUGAAUCCGAGGCCGAUGAUUUCCAGAAAGAGAAGGACGCCCAGGCAGCUCGCCUGAUGGCCCUUGAGGAGCAGGUCCGACAAGGCAAGAUCAAGAAGCAGGAGGAGAAACGCCGCAGGGAGGAAGCUGCUCGCAUGGCUAAGGACCAGGAGGCCAAGAUGGAAGCCCAGCGUGCUGAACUUGAAGCUGCCAGGGAACGUGAGCGCCAGUUGCAGCGCGAGCUGGAGGGCCUGGAUGAAGAAAGCUCCUCUGACGAUGAAGGACCUGAGAGCAUCACUCCCCAGGAUAGCACUCCCACUCAGAGCCAGGUUCUGUCCGCACCACCUGUCCCUAUUGUUUCUAUUCCGGAGCCCCCAGUGGCCCCUGCCCCCGAGCCCGAGAAAGAGCCCAGCCCAGCCACUUCCGAGGAGAAAUUUACAGCUCCCAUUACUACACCUGACGCGGAGUCGAAGAACCCCUACUUCAAGUCCCUUGGACAGCCUACCGAGCCUACCCAAGCAACUUCGCCGGUGGCGCAGUCCACCAACCCGUUCCACCGCCUCGCUCAACAAGAGAAGCAAGAGCCUUCCAAGCCCACUUUCACUGGGGCCGGACCCUUGGAGCGCAAGACCCGCACGCGCCCUGAGGAGGAUGACGACUGGUCCAACGCCGGUUCCGAUUUUGACUCGUCUGAUGAUGAGGAUGAGCGGCCCGGCGGUGGCAGCGCCAAACAGCUUGCCAGCAUCCUGUUCGGUACAAUGGCACCCCCACGUCCUUUGAGCGCAAUGGACGAAGAUAAUUCCGCUACGCCUGUCCAGGCCAGCCCUAUCGCGCCCCCGCCUCCUCCCGCGCCUCUCGCGCCUUACGCUGUCGAGCCCGAGGCCGGAGACAGUGCCCCGAUUUCUCCCCCUCCUCCCCCCUCCCGGUGCGGUGCCUCCUCCUCCCCCUCCUCCACCUCCGCCCCCUGGAGGUGCCCCAGUUGUUGCACCCCCCCUCCACCUCCUGUUCCUGGUGCUCCUGCAGCUCCGCCUCCGCCUCCUCCGGGAGCUCCCCCGGGAGCUCCCCUCCCCCUGCCCCCCGGCGCCUGGCGGCGCGGGUGGAGGUCAUUCCGCCCUGCUUGCAUCCAUUCAAGCUGGAAAGGGUCUCAAGAAGGUGCAGACCAACGACCGCAGCACGAGUUCCUCGGCUGGGCAUGUGCUGUGAGGUAG